CCGGAGACCCGCCUUUACCUCCUGGAGCUGGGAGAGCCGCGUGCUCGUUAGCGGGGACUUCGGCCCAGACCGUGAGCCCCAAACUCUUCCCGCCUCAGGGGUCCAGGCUGGCUGGCAGGGGCCACCGUGACGUGGCGAGGACACCUGACUAAGCUGCUGACCACACCGUAUGAGCGGCAGGAGGGCUGGCAGCUGGCGGCCUCGCGGUUCCAAGGGACACUGUACCUAAGUGAGGUGGAGACCCCGGCGGCCCGGGCGCAGAGGCUCGCCAGGCCGCCCCUCCUCCGGGAGCUCAUGUACAUGGGCUACAAAUUUGAGCAGUACAUGUGUGCAGACAAACCCGGAGGCUCCCCAGACCCCUCUGGGGAGGUUAACACCAACGUGGCCUUCUGCUCUGUGCUACGCAGCCGCCUGGGGAACCACCCCCUGCUCUUCUCCGGAGAGGUGGACUGCGUGAACCCCCAGGCCGCGUCCACACAGCCUCCAGCCUGCUAUGUGGAACUCAAGACCUCCAAGGAGAUGCACAGCCCUGGCCAGUGGAGGAGCUUCUACAGGCACAAGCUCCUGAAAUGGUGGGCCCAGUCGUUCCUCCCAGGGGUCCCACAUGUCGUCGCUGGCUUCCGGAACCCAGAGGGUUUCGUCUGUUCCUUAAAGACCUUCCCUACCAUGGAGAUGUUUGAAAACGUGAGGCACGACCGGGAUGGCUGGAACCCCUCUGUGUGCAUGAACUUCUGUGCUGCCUUCCUUAGCUUCGCCCAGAGCACAGUAGUCCAGGACGACCCCAGGCUUGUCCACCUCUUCUCCUGGGAACCUGGUGGCCCGGUCACUGUGUCUGUCCAUCGGGAUGCGCCCUAUGCCUUCCUGCCCACAUGGUAUGUGGAAGCUAUGACUCAAGACCUCCCGCCACUCUCAACGACUCCCUCCCCCAAGGACUGAUGCUUUGGAGGACACACCAUCGGGGUCUCUGCAGAUAAUAAAAGCGUGUUUCUAAGCAGGUGUCUUGCUGUAUCUGAAUACAAGUCAUCCCUGCCCGUGCUCCAA
This is a messenger RNA of Cricetulus griseus (Chinese hamster), 1041 nucleotides long. NCBI's taxonomy places the organism in Eukaryota, Metazoa, Chordata, Mammalia, Rodentia, Cricetidae. The record is from RefSeq and is a predicted model, not a curated record.